Messenger RNA from Microdochium trichocladiopsis, 1008 nucleotides. RefSeq lists its product as uncharacterized. Bases 1 to 1008 code for a protein of 335 amino acids. The transcript has 2 exons. Lineage: Eukaryota; Fungi; Ascomycota; Sordariomycetes; Xylariales; Microdochiaceae. The record is from RefSeq and is a predicted model, not a curated record.
AUGGGUCACAACAAGAGCUUCUCCGUCUCCCAUGAAGACGACGACUUUGAAUUCGACGAGGCCUACUUCAGGACAUUUUAUAAGCCCUUGUCCAACCUACCGACCCCGCCAUUGUCAUCCAGGAAUUCAUCAGCAGGCCCGCCAAGUCCCGUCUUCGCCCACGAUGUAGCUCCUGAGGAUAUCAAUGCCGAGUUCAUUGGCCCUGCAGCUCACUUAGCGCGCAUGCUGCCCCCUAGUGCGUCUUUCAUUGAGCCUUCCGUGGCGGUCCUGCAAGGCAUGCUAGCACGUGCUCGGGUAUCCAUGGACAUCAUUGCUCUUGCAGUAUGCAUUCUUGACUCGCUCAAGUCAAAGUUCUCCCGGCGAUGGCGGGUCUCCUUCCCACUGUCUGCGCCCACAAACAAGCGACACACUCUGUCCGGACCCGUCCAGGCCCAGCACAUUGACUCUGUUCUCCCAGAGGUUAUCGCCCUCGGUGCCCUGAUGAUCGCUACCAAGUUCGUGGAAGACAUGCAGGAGCCCACACGCUACUUUGCGUCCGUCUGGGGUCAGAAUCAGUGGACGUGUGAGCAAAUCAACUUCACCGAGCGCUGCAUCAUGGAGAGCUUGGACUACCGCAUCAUGCCUCUCUGGUCUGAGGACUACAUCAAGCAAGCACGGCACGACAUUGAGAUGGCACGCAGAGAGUUCGUGGACGAGAUCUCCAUGGCUUCAAAGUCUCGCACCGAGCAUAACCAAGGAAGCACCGCACCUGGACGACCCGGCUUGCUUCGAGAGAAUAGCAUCCGGCACGGGAAGUCGAUGAGUGCUGGACAUGCAGUCAGCGGAGCGGGCUUCAGCAUCACGCCUGCCGAGACACCGAAGCUGGAGUCCCCGAGCACCUUCACAGCAACCGCGGUGCACACACCACACCAUGAGAUAUCCUUGGCUGCGGCAUGCAAGGUGGUUCAGUCACCAGGGCAUGCUCCAGCUGGCGACUACUUUAGCGCCAGCCUGCCAGACAACGCCUAG